Molecule: messenger RNA, 783 nt
Organism: Dichomitus squalens LYAD-421 SS1
Lineage: Eukaryota; Fungi; Basidiomycota; Agaricomycetes; Polyporales; Polyporaceae
Exons: 3
Coding region: 1-783 (260 amino acids)
Molecular function (GO): hydrolase activity
Source: RefSeq, a predicted model, not a curated record
AUGAUCCCAGUGCCCUUCGUCUACAAUCCCAGUGAUGACGGCACGGACGAAAACUUACUGAUUCUGCUUCAUGGGCUCGGCGACACUCAGGUCCCGUUCGGUAAGUUGGGACGCCAGCUGCACCUCCCACAGACGGCGACGCUCGCACUACGCGCGCCAGAGCAAAUCCCGUUCCUUUAUGAGCAAGCCUUCCAAUGGUACACGUCCUUCGACCCCCUAGGCGAGCUUAUCGACCGGCCGAACCCAACCCCCGCACUAGACUUGAUGUCGAAAGUCGUCGAGCAUCUCACGAAGGACUGCAGGUGGCCUCCACACCGGAUACAUCUCUUUGGCUUCGCUCAGGGCGGCAGCGUGGCCGCUGAAUUCGCCCUCAAGUAUUGGCGGAGCGAGCUGUCGCUGCACCAGAAGUCCCUCCCAUCCUUCGACGCGAAUUCUGGUUCGGACGCCAGCGAGCAUGCGCCUCGCGCGUUUGGGUCUAUCGUCAGCGUCUCAGGGCCCCUUCUGUCGUACCCUACGCUGUCUAGACCGUGUCCGACGCCCUUCUUGAUUCUCCACCGCCCACCACCUGCGGAGUCCGCAUUAGCUCCAGACGCGGUGACGGCGUUGAGGAAGGGUUUCACGAAAGUCGAAGAAGUGAAAAUGAAGGGAGAAGGCAUGCCCCGCUCGAAGGAGGAGUUCGAGCCGAUUAUGCGCUUCUGGAGCGAGCACCUUGGCCGGAGGCAGAUAGAAGGGUUGUAUGAAGUCAUGAGCGGGAUGGCGGUCCCGCCCCAUGAGGCACGUUAG